AUGACGCCACCGACGCGCGCCCUCCUCGCGGGCGUGCGGCGUCUCGCCGUCAGGCCGCAGCUGCGACUCAUUCACAACUCGACGCUGAACCCUGCCAGCGUCCACUCCGUGUCGGGCAACGGACCGCCGCCCGAGCCGCCGAGGCCCGUCGCCACCGACCGCAGCACGGGCCUCGACGCGCGCAUCACCAAGCGGAGGCGGCAGGCCGAGAUGCUCAAGCGGGCGCAGGAGCUGCGGUCUGGGGAGAAGAACAACUCCGGUUCGGGGGCGGCGGCGAGGGCAAGCGGGCUAAAGAGGCGGUUUUGGAGAGAUUGUCAUGUUCGGGAGGUUGAUGGCGCAUACGAAGUCCACCUCGACACCCGAGGGCUACGACACCCGACCACCAAGGAGAUCGUUCGCAUACCCCUCUCCAAGCCGCAGCUGGCAUACGCCCUCGCGCUCGAGUGGGACCAGCUGGAGAGUGCACAACAGGCGACCAAGCAACACCUGAUCCCGCUGACGAGCCUGGUGUGCCGCGCGAUCGACCUGGCGGCCGACGAUGCGGCCGGCGGCUCGAUCCGCACCUCGAUCAUCGACACGGUGCUCCGGUACCUCGACACGGACACGCUGCUGUGCUGGGCGCCUGCGGGCGGCGACGAGGCGGCCGACGGGCGCACGCUCCGCCAGGCGCAGGAGGACGCAGCCAGGCCCAUCAUCACCCACCUCCAGACCAAGGUCUGGCCCGGCAUCAAGAUCGAGCCGGCGCUCGAUGACGGCGGCCUCCUGCCCAAGCCCCAGGCGCCCGGCGUGCGCGACGUCAUCCGCGGCUGGCUGUUGGGUCUCAGCAGCUGGGACCUUGCGGGCGUCGAGAGGGCCACCCUGGCCGGCAAGGGCCUCCUCGCGGCCACGAGGCUGGUGUGCGAGUGGAGCCCCGCGCUGCAGGUCGCCGACGGCGCCGAGGUGGCCGUCCCGGCGUUUGGCGUCGAGGAGGCUGCGCAGGCUGUCAGCGUCGAGGUCAACUGGCAGACCAAGGUGUGGGGAGAGGUCGAGGACACGCAUGAUGUGGAGAAGGAGGAUGUGAGGAGGCAGUUUGGCAGCGUGGUGCUGCUGGUCUCUGGUUAA
This is a messenger RNA of Pyricularia grisea, 1101 nucleotides long. RefSeq lists its product as uncharacterized. Lineage: Eukaryota; Fungi; Ascomycota; Sordariomycetes; Magnaporthales; Pyriculariaceae. The record is from RefSeq and is a predicted model, not a curated record. Gene Ontology annotation, biological process: mitochondrial proton-transporting ATP synthase complex assembly. The coding region runs from base 1 to 1101 and encodes 366 amino acids. The transcript is spliced from 2 exons. Gene Ontology annotation, cellular component: mitochondrion.